This is a messenger RNA of Tupaia belangeri chinensis (Chinese tree shrew), 2748 nucleotides long. It is a transcript of the gene MTMR10, whose product is annotated as myotubularin related protein 10. Gene Ontology annotation, biological process: phosphatidylinositol dephosphorylation. NCBI's taxonomy places the organism in Eukaryota, Metazoa, Chordata, Mammalia, Scandentia, Tupaiidae. The transcript has 15 exons. Gene Ontology annotation, cellular component: cytoplasm; membrane. The record is from RefSeq and is a predicted model, not a curated record. Bases 12 to 2246 code for a protein of 744 amino acids.
CCAAUGGUAAGAUGGACUCCAAACCGAAGAAGCUGGAGCCAGUACUUUUGCCAGGAGAGGUCAUCGUGAAUGAAGUCAGCUUUGUGAGGAAAUGCAUCGCAGCGGACACGAGCCAGUACGACCUGUGGGGCAAACUGGUCUGCAGCAACUUCAGGGUCUCCUUCCUCACUGACGACCCCGUGCCGUCACAGAAGUCCCACUACAGAAACCUCCUCCUUGGAGAGCAUGACGUGCCCCUGACCUGCGUGGAGCGGAUUGUCACAGUAAAUGACUACAAGAGGAAGCAGAAAGUCCUAGGCCCCAACCAGAAGCUGAAGUUUAAUCCCACAGAGUUGAUUAUUUAUUGUAAAGAUUUCAGAAUUGUCAGGUUUCGCUUUGAUGAAUCAGGGCCUGAAAGUGCCAAAAAGGUGUGCCUUGCAAUAGCUCAUUACUCCCAGCCAGCAGACCUCCAGCUACUCUUUGCAUUUGAAUAUGUUGGGAAAAAAUGCCACAACUCAGUCUGUGGCAGUCCCGGGGCACCAUCAGGAGGCGGUGGCCAGAAAACACCACUGUUUGAAACUUACUCUGACUGGGACAGAGAGGUCAACAGGACAGGUGCUUCUGGGUGGAGAGUAUGCUCCGUCAACGAGGGCUACAUGGUCUCCACUUGCCUCCCGGAGUACUUCGUGGUGCCCAGCUCCUUGGCAGACCAGGACCUGAGGACCCUCUCCCACUGCUUCGUUGGGAGGAGGACGCCGCUCUGGUGCUGGAGCCAUGCCAACGGCAGCGCGCUGGUGCGGAUGGCCCUUGUCAGAGACGUACUGCGGCAGCGGCAGGUGGAGCAGAGGAUCUGCAACGCGGUGACCAAGAGCCACCCACAGAGGAGCGACGUGUACAGAUCUGACCUGGACAAGGCCUUGCCUACCCUUCAGGAGAUCCAGGCGGCCUUUGUGAGACUGAAGCAGCUGUGUGUUGACGAACCCUUCGAGGAGACGGAGGAGAAGUGGCUGUCGUCCUUGGAGGACACGCGGUGGCUAGAGUACGUCAGGGCAUUCCUCAGACACUCGGCAGAACUCGUGUGCGUGCUGGAGAGCAGGCGCCGCUCGGUCAUCCUGCAAGUAACCGCUCUCUCCGUCGCAUUGGCAGAGGAGGAGGGCAGAGACCUGAGCUGCCCUGUGGCUUCCCUGGUCCAAGUGAUGCUGGACCCUUACUGCAGGACCGUCACUGGCUUCCAGAGUCUGGUGCAGAAGGAGUGGGUCAUGGCGGGCCACCAGUUCCUGGACAGGUGCAGCCACUUGAAGAGGUCGGAGAAGGAGUGUCCCCUGUUCCUGCUGUUCCUGGAUGCCACGUGGCAGCUGCUGGAGCAGUACCCGGCAGCGUUCGAGUUCACGGAGACCUACCUGGCGGUGCUCCACGACAGCACUCGGAUCCCGCUGUUCGGCACCUUCCUCUUCAACUCACCCCACCAGCGGGUGAAGCAGAGCACGGAAUUUGCUAUUAGCAGAAAUAUCCAGCUGGGUGAUGAGAAGGGCCUGAAGUUCCCUUCAGUUUGGGACUGGUCUCUCCAGUUCACGGCGAAGGACCGUGCCCUGUUCCAUAACCCCUUCUACAUCGGAAAGAGCAUGCCCACCAUACGGAACGGCUCCAUCAGGGCCUUUAAACGGACAAAGAAAAGCUACAGCUCCACACUAAGAGGAGCCCCAUCCUCCUUGAAAAACGGACUCCUCGGUGACCACGAGGGACUUCCAAGAAGGAACUCUGUAGUGUUGCCGCCGAGGCGAGACCCGCCUCAUGCAAGCCAUGGCCAGGACAACGACACGGAGCAGUAUUUGAGAGCGUGGUUUUCCAAGCCAGUCGACCUGCACGGGGCGCUGCUUCCACGCCUCUCAGGGACGCACGUCAAACUGUGGAAGCUGUGCUACCUCCGCUGGGUCCCCGAGGCCCAGAUCCACCUGGGGGGCCCCAUCACCGUCUUCCACAAGCUCUCCGUCCUUGCGGACGAGGUGCGUGUGCUGGGCAGCAGGCUCCGACAGCAGCAGGGUGGGCCUCUGGGGGUCUGCGGCGCAGAGCCGGUCCAGGGGGCCACGUACUUCAGAGCCAGCGGCCCCCACGACAGCGCGGGGACGCCGGAGUUCCUGUCCUCCUCGUUCCCCUUCUCUCCUGUGGGAAACCUGUGCAGAAGGAGCAUUUCAGGGACUCCGCUAAGCAAGUUUCUCGGUGGUGCCAAGAUCUGGCUGUCUACGGAGACGCUGGCCAGCGAGGACUGAACGCAGCGGCUGGCGUGAAGGGGCGUCCCUCGUCCUCCCCCUGAGCUGGCUGGCUGUCCGACAGCCCCGGAGCUCGGUGCUGGGGUCGGGAUCUGCCCUGCUGUUGGAAACCACAUCGGAGCGUGCCGCCCUGCUUCAGUCCAUCAUCCCGGCUGCUCAUUCCUCGGGGUCCUGGCCCUGUGAGGUCCGCCUGCUCCGCCUGCCACCUCUGAGGGUUACCUGAGACCCCAGGAAGAGGCAACAGGAGAAUCAGUGGUGUGACCCCGAACCCCCAGAGGCUUUAGAAGCGGUUCAUGUGUCUGUGACUCCUCAUUGAACCCCCUUAACGGGGGCUCUGUGUUCCCAGGUCAGAAUCUGUUGUUUUAGAAAACCUUGGUUAGGGACUAGCAGAUAGCAUAAUGGCUAUGUCGCUGAACUCCCAUGUAGGUGACUGCAAGUUCAAGUCCUGGACCUGGUGGCUUAAACUCACGCCGGGCAUGUGUGUGUGUGUGCCCAAGAUCCU